GGCGUUGCUCACGGGCCGCGCCGCCGUGCGCAUGCGCCUUCCCCUCUCCACGGAGCGGGCGGGCGUCGCGGGCGCCGCGGCACCCCCCCCCCGCCCCCCCCCGCCGCCGCUUCCCACCCUGCCCCUCCCGCCGCGGGAGCCGCGCGCGCCAUGGAGGUGCUGGAUGGAAGUAAGGCAACAAUACACUUGCGAAGCUGAAGAUCUUCCACUACAGGUCUAAGCAAGAGAGCCAGCUGGGGCUAGAGAAGCUGAGUGGCAAUGCAGAGAGAGUCUUCUGAGAGUUCUUGAUGCCAUCAGGUGUGGAAGAGGUUACAGAACAACCCUGCUAAGGCAAGACCCAAUUUUGAAGGAGAUGGUAGUACUCAAAAUCUCUGCUUAAACUGCCUUCUUCCACUGAAUUCAAACGCACAAACAAGAGAUGGUCAGCAGUCAGCCAGUCCCCAUAGCAGACAGUGGGAAAAAGAAAAAGAAAAAAAGAACCAGAGCCACAGAUCAUGUCCCUGGAAAGUUUGAAGACUUGUACAAGCUGACUGCUGAGCUCCUUGGUGAGGGAGCAUAUGCCAAAGUUCAGGGUGCUGUCAGCCUCCAAACUGGGAAAGAAUAUGCAGUAAAAAUCAUUGAAAAAAAUGCUGGGCACAGUCGGAGUCGGGUUUUUCGGGAAAUAGAAACACUGUACCAGUGUCAGGGUAACAAGAACAUUUUGGAGUUAAUAGAAUUUUUUGAAGAUGACACAAGAUACUACCUUGUCUUUGAGAAGCUGCGAGGAGGUUCAAUCUUGGCCCAUAUACAAAAGCGGAAGCAAUUUAAUGAACGAGAAGCAAGCAAAGUGGUGAGAGAUAUUGCCUCUGCUCUGGAUUUUCUUCAUACAAAAGGUAUUGCUCACAGAGACCUGAAGCCUGAAAACAUCCUAUGUGAAUCUCCAGAAAAGGUAUCACCAGUAAAAAUAUGUGACUUUGAUCUUGGUAGUGGGGUGAAGCUGAACAGUGCAUGUACUCCAAUAACUACUCCAGAAUUAACCACGCCUUGUGGGUCUGCAGAAUACAUGGCACCCGAAGUGGUUGAAGUCUUCACAGAGGAGGCCACCUUCUAUGAUAAGCGUUGUGAUCUUUGGAGCCUGGGAGUGAUUCUGUACAUCAUGCUCAGUGGUUACCCCCCUUUUGUGGGCAACUGUGGCACAGACUGUGGCUGGGACAGAGGAGAAGUCUGCAGAAUUUGCCAGAACAAGCUCUUUGAGAGCAUUCAGGAAGGCAAGUAUGAGUUUCCUGACAAGGACUGGUCACAUAUAUCCUCUGAUGCCAAAGAUCUCAUCUCAAAGUUGCUGGUUCGUGAUGCCAAAGAACGACUUAGUGCUGCUCAGGUUUUGCAACAUUCAUGGGUUCAAGGACAGGCUCCGGAAAGGGGAUUACCUACACCACAAGUUCUUCAGAGGAACAGCAGCACAAAAGACCUGACACUUUUUGCUGCUGAGGCUAUUGCCCUUAACCGCCAGUUGUCUCAGCAUGAGAAUGAGCUCAACGCAGAGCAGGAGAACGUUGCCGAUGCUGUGUGUUCCAUGAAGCUUUCUCCUCCAUCCAAGUCCCGCCUCGCCAAGCGCAGAGCAAUGACGCAGGCCACCAAAAACAGUGACUUCCAGCCAGUUCCCCAUAAAGGCUUUUAAACUUCUUUCACGCUAUGGAUUGGCAAGAUCAGCCUGUUUUCUUGUUUGGAUUUUCAGCACUGAUCAAAGCUUCUCUGCUUCUGACUCUUGAUUUAGAAGCUUGCUCUUAUGAAGCAUCUCAUAACUUUAAGAGGAUAACUUUUUAUGGGAAUGUUUUUUGCCUGUCAAAUUUGGUGCAUUAAGAUAAUGUAACUGAUCUUUUUAAACUAGAGAAGAUGUGUUUGCUGCUGAGUUAUCUGAGGUGGUAAAUCACUAAGCUUUCCUUAUUUUCUUCUUAAAAGAGCACACUUUAAAAUGCAAACUUGAAAACAUCAGAAAAAAUGCAUUUCUUGCUUUGCCUGGUAAAGUGUCAAGGCUCCCUACCUAUGACUGCUCUCCUUGAUGGUAAAUCUUAAAAGGUGCUGCUGCUGGGGUCAGCAGCAGGGACUGUUUCCAACCAACAGUGUCCUUCUCUUUUCUUUCUGUAGACUCAGGAAACAAUGACAAUGACUGGGUGAAUCUCUGUUGCCAUUGUCUUCAUUGGGCUUAAAUUGUACGUAAAUGAUACUGUAAAGGUGCAAGCAUUUGUCAGACUUGUAGCAAUGGAGGGAACUGGGUUGCUUUGCUUCCCGCCCAUAGAUGGUUUGUAUGUCAGCAUGUGGGACAAAAGCUAGAGGAAGGUAUUAUUUCUUUAUUUGACAUCUUUUUGUUGUCUUAACUAGAAUGUGUGCCAUAUCAUCUCAGUUUUUGUCCAGUGUCCCCUUCUCUUACAGUUACAUUCUUAAAUCUGAUACCACAGUAUAACAGAUGUGUUUGUUUAGUAUCUGUUUUCUCCGUGUUAAUGCUAUCCUCAGUUAUACCUUCCUGCCUUGAAACUCAUAUCACUCAAGUACUUCUGUAUGUAUUAUCUGGACUUCUUAAUGUGAAUGGACAGGCUUCAGUGGAUUUUGGUGUGAAUAAUUUAGGAUUUCCAAAUGCAAAGGUACAUUUGUGAAUAAAUGGUGCUGCAGCUGUGGUGUUCUGCCUCCUGCAGUGAUCAGGCCAGAUAGCUAGAAUUCAGAUUCCAGUUUUAGUACUGUGAUGCAUUGGAGCUCAGGAGUAAUUUGAAAAGAUACUGUCUGAGUGGCUGAAGACUUUGGAUGACCAAAGUGAGGUGUCUGUGGAAAAGGAUGUGGAUGUUGAGCACUUUCUGAAAUGCAAGCUGUGAAAAUUGGGCCCCUGAGGUGCCCAACAUGAUGCACCUUAAACUUGCCAGCCAUUUGUGAAGACCUUUGCUGGGACAUGGUGUGCAAGGUGGGGAGAGGGAAGAGGCCUCCAGGUGAUAGCACAAACCCUCCCGAGCAGCAUGAGAAGGAAUAAAGUAGCUGAUCCAACAAGCAGUUGGAAAUUGAGCAGUCAAAGCUGAAUGUCUUUGCAUGGCCUAUUCAGAGCGGUUUUACAGUGUCUUUUAGCAGUGUGCAUAUGAAUAUUUUUAUACAACAUGCUAUAUUUUGUGAUUAAUAUUAAAGUUCUUAUUUAAAGUAUUUUAUACAUUGUACCAGUGAACAGAUUAUGAAAUGUAUUUGCCUUUGUUUUUAUUAAAAUAUUUUAAGUUAUAGAGUUAA
Dromaius novaehollandiae (emu) is the source of this 3240-nucleotide messenger RNA. It is a transcript of the gene MKNK1, whose product is annotated as MAPK interacting serine/threonine kinase 1. Gene Ontology annotation, biological process: intracellular signal transduction; peptidyl-serine phosphorylation; protein autophosphorylation. Gene Ontology annotation, cellular component: nucleus; cytoplasm. The record is from RefSeq and is a predicted model, not a curated record. Lineage: Eukaryota; Metazoa; Chordata; Aves; Casuariiformes; Dromaiidae. Gene Ontology annotation, molecular function: calmodulin binding; ATP binding; calcium/calmodulin-dependent protein kinase activity. The transcript has 15 exons. The coding region runs from base 419 to 1657 and encodes 412 amino acids.